UGCCCGUGCCCAUCGAUAUUCCAUUCCCCCGAUUCCCUCCCCUCUUCUCUCCCUCCCAUGGGAGGGGAAUAAUUAUAGAAACUACACUCCCAUCUGACUAUCCCCACUCCGCAAUGCGCCUCCUCGCCGCCGCCGCGCUCCUCCUCCUCGCCACCGCCCUAUCCGCCGCCGCCGCCGCGGAGCUGCCGGAGUUCCGGGAGGCCCCGGCCUUCCGCAACGGCGCGGGGUGCGCAGGCACGCCCACGAUCCACAUCGCCAUGACCCUGGACGGCACAUACCUGCGGGGCUCCCUGGCGGGCGUCCUCUCCGUGCUCCGCCACGCCGCCUGCCCAGAAUCCAUCGCCUUCCACUUCGUCGCCUCCUCGGCCUCCCCUCCCCGCCGCCUCGCCCGCCUCCGCGCCGCCCUCGCCGCCGCCUUCCCCACGCUGCCCGCCGCGAUCCACCGCUUCGACGCGCGCCUGGUCCGCGGCAGGAUCUCCUCCUCCGUCCGCCGCGCGCUCGACCAGCCCCUCAACUACGCGCGCAUCUACCUCGCCGACAUCCUCCCGCGCGCCGUCCCGCGCGUGCUCUACCUCGACUCCGACCUCCUCGUCGUCGACGACGUGGCCCUCCUCUGGGCCACCGACCUCGGGCCCCGCUUCGCGCUCGCGGCCCCCGAGUACUGCAACGCCAACUUCACCUCCUACUUCACCGACGCCUUCUGGCGCCACCCCGCCUACCCCGCCGUCUUCGCCAACCGCUCCCGCGCGCCCUGCUACUUCAACACGGGCGUCAUGGUCAUCGACCUCGACCGGUGGCGGGCCGGCGACUACACGGCCAAGCUCGAGUACUGGAUGGACGUGCAGAAGCAGGAGGCCCGGAUCUACGAGCUCGGCUCGCUCCCGCCCUUCCUCCUCGUCUUCGCGGGCGACGUCAGGGCCGUGCAGCACCGGUGGAACCAGCACGGCCUCGGCGGCGACAACGUGGCCGGCCAGUGCCGGGAGCUCCACCCGGGCCCCGUCAGCCUCCUGCACUGGAGCGGCAAGGGGAAGCCCUGGCUGCGGCUCGACGCCGGCAGGCCAUGCCCGCUCGACGCGCUCUGGGCGCCCUACGACCUGCUCCGCCGCCAAGGCGCGCGCGACGACCUCCUCGCCGCCGUCGCCUGACUGACGCCCGCAUCGCUUCAGUAGUCG
Molecule: messenger RNA, 1172 nt
Organism: Lolium rigidum
Lineage: Eukaryota; Viridiplantae; Streptophyta; Magnoliopsida; Poales; Poaceae
Product: probable galacturonosyltransferase-like 3
Exons: 1
Coding region: 114-1145 (343 amino acids)
Cellular component (GO): Golgi apparatus
Molecular function (GO): glycosyltransferase activity
Source: RefSeq, a predicted model, not a curated record